AUGGAUGUCGAGGAGAAGCCGCCAAGCGCGUUCAAGGAUGUGUCCUUGACGGUCGACGGAUAUGUCCUCGAUGCGCGCAAGCUGCGCAGUAUCGAGGCCGACGGAACGCUAGUGUACGAGGAGCCAAAACCACCACAGGCGAACGAGACGGAAACCCUCCAGAGGAUCUGGGACGAGGUCCCCGGCGGCUUCCUGGACCUGACGGAGGAGGGGCUGCGAGCUGACGGCGACGAGUUCCCCGAGCCGGAGGAGGAAGUCAAGGUCGAGGAAGGGGAGAAGGGUGGUCUCAUGAGUGCAGAGGACAUGGAGGCACUGAGGACAGAGGUGUGCUCGAACCUGAAUGACGCGCGUAAUGAGCUAUGGUUUGUUUUCGAACUCGCCAAGACGCUCGCCGCCAGCUCGGGCAUGACCUCCCACCCGCCACCAGAUCCGAUUCCCGCCUCCGCACCCCAGCCGAAGAAGAAGAAGGGCGCCGCUGCCGCUGCUGCCGCCAGCGCAAUGGCGUCCGCGGUCUCGACACCACUCCCCUCUGGGCCGGAAUCCGAGCUCGUCCUCCCGGCAGGCACAUACAGCACGACGCCGGGCACGGCGUCCGAGCCGCCCGUCCAGCUCCAGGCCGAGAAGCUCGAGACCGCCCUCCGUGCGCGAUCACGUGCGCUCGACGAGUGCUCCAACCUCAUCGACGCGGCGGUCAGCGAGCUUGAGCUGAUGUCAAACGCAUCAGAGCGGUUCGCGUCCGACCUCGACCAACUCCGGGGCAAGGAGCUGUGGGCGAUCGUACCGAAACCAGAGUUCGGGCGUGCGUCCACCGCCCCGAAUGCCCGGGCGCGCGACGUGGUGAUCCCGUAUGCGCUCGACGAGGCGCCGGCCGCGCUGCAUGCGCGGAGCCUGGCCGCCUUCGACCUCGACCCGUCCAAGCCCGAGAUGGCCUUUGGUGCGCGCUCAUUCCUGCGCCUCCGCUUCCUCCUGCGCCGCGGCGCCGAUGCGCCCACGUACUCCUCCGCAGUUUACGACGCGAGCAAGGAGGACGGCGCGGACGUGUGUGCGGUCCUUCGCGCGGCGCAGGCGGAGACGCUGGACGAGGACCUGUUCCACGAGCUGCGGGCUGAGGCUUUGCGCGUGGACGGCGCGCGCGUCGAGGCGACCAGCUUCACCCUCAAGGUGGGCAAGGACAAGCUGACUGCGGAACUUUACGACUCGCGCUCACCGCCGAGCACGCCCCGCGGCGAGCUCGCCGAGAUGCUCCUUGCCACUGCGCGGCUGAAUAUGCUGCACGGCUAUCGGCGGCGGAAGGCGCGCAUCGUCACGGGCACGGGGGCGCCGCACCCGCCUGCGCUCGUCACGCUGUUGUCGCUGGUGCAGUUCAUGGGUGCACUGGACGCGAUCCGGCCCACGCUCGAGACCAUAGUCGGCACGCUGAAGCAGGCGGGCCUCUCGGCGCAUCUGGCCGAGCGGCACGCCUGCGCCGACCCAACCGUGAGCGAGUGUCUCAUGACAGCGCGGGCCAAGUAUGACGUGCUCGGCGUCGUGUUCUCCCUCGACCUGGCUCCCGGGGCAAGCGAGGCGAGCAGGAACUGGGGCGGCGCCGUCGCCGCGCACAAUGCUGCCAUUAGCCAGCUGGGAGGGUAUGGACCGAGCACGGGCGGCAGUGGCGGGAGAGGGUUCCUCAGCGUCAACCUCACCGCCCCCGCGGCCAUUACCGUCGUCGUGCCCGGCACGAGCGCAUCAAGGGGCAGCCGGGGGCGUUCUAUGACGAGCUGGAGAGUCGACGGGGAGCGGUACGAUUCUGCCACUGCAGGCGUUGGGCUCGAGGACUGGCUCAAGAGCCUCGCAGGCGAGAACGGGUUCAGGGAGUAG
Messenger RNA from Trichosporon asahii var. asahii CBS 2479, 1857 nucleotides. RefSeq lists its product as uncharacterized. The coding region runs from base 1 to 1857 and encodes 618 amino acids. The transcript has 4 exons. NCBI's taxonomy places the organism in Eukaryota, Fungi, Basidiomycota, Tremellomycetes, Trichosporonales, Trichosporonaceae. Gene Ontology annotation, molecular function: transcription coregulator activity. Gene Ontology annotation, cellular component: core mediator complex; mediator complex. The record is from RefSeq and is a predicted model, not a curated record. Gene Ontology annotation, biological process: regulation of transcription by RNA polymerase II.